GUUUCCCAUUGCGACAACACAUUUCGGACUUUUAACCUUCUCGACAGGGACUUUUCUUCAAUUCUAUUUGAACGAAUACGUGAAUGACACUCUUGGACUAAACGAACGCAUCCGAAAUACGACUUACCCAACUGGAGGGACACAUACAUAUGAAGGUUUGCAGUUCGCACGUACGGAUAUGUUCACGGAAGCUAACGGGAUGAGACCCAAUGUAUCCCAUACUGCCAUUGUUGUAACAGACGGUCAUAGCGACAAUUUUAACGAAACCGUCGAUCAAGCUCAACUUCUGAAGGAUUCCGGAGUAACCAUUUAUUCCGUUGGUGUCGGGCUUACUGACGAAAAGGAACUACAGCUUAUAGCUUCAAACGCCACCUAUGUUUUCACGGUAGACAACUACGACAGGAUAGAUGAGAUUACAGGACCUCUGGCCGGAGUUACCUGCGCUUCCACUCAUGAAACUACAGAACGGGACUCAUUAUUACAAAAUGUUUAAUCUGAAAAUAUAAUGUAGUCUCUUAUUACAAUAAAUUUAACAAUGGGA
Ruditapes philippinarum (Manila clam) is the source of this 541-nucleotide messenger RNA. RefSeq names its product collagen alpha-5(VI) chain-like. The record is from RefSeq and is a predicted model, not a curated record. Lineage: Eukaryota; Metazoa; Mollusca; Bivalvia; Venerida; Veneridae.